CUUAUCAAACAGCAGCCAGCGCUCAACGCACCAACAUCCAAAAUCAAGCCAGGUCAAGCUCUCAAAUGGCAUUCAAGUUUGUGGCCCUCUUCGCGCUGCUCGCCGCCGCCAGCGCCGGCGUCCUGCCCGCCGCCCAGGUGUACCAUGCUGCUCCGGUGGCCAGCUAUGCGGCGCCAGCUGCCGCCGCCGUCGUGAAGAGCGUGGCCCAUCCGGUGCUGGCCAGGGCCGACGAGGAGUACGAUCCGCAUCCGCAGUACAAGUACGCCUACGACGUGCAGGACGCCCUGUCCGGCGACUCCAAGAGCCAGGUGGAGGAGCGUGACGGGGACGUGGUGCGCGGGGAGUACUCCCUGGUCGAUUCCGAUGGCUUCAAGCGCACCGUGCAGUACACCGCCGAUCCCGUCAACGGUUUCAAUGCCGUGGUCCACCGGGAACCGCUGGUGAAGACCGUGGUCAAGGCCGUGGCUCCAGUGGCUCCCGUCUACGCCGCCUACCACCACUGAGCCAGAUCAGCUUGGAUCCCAUUUUGUUGACUUAGUUGUAGGGUUUCAGCCGCAAAUAUUAUAAUAUAUAUAUAAGAAAGAAGAAUUGGAGGUUUAAAGUCAAAAAAUAAGGAAGAGCUGUGGGAAAAAGUUAAGUCAGAGUGGAUUGCCAUGAAGCCCGAAAUUUGGGCCAAUUUAGUUAAUUCAAUGCCCCGUCGAUGCUCAGCAGUUAUAAAAAUAAAGGAAAUACCACUAAAUAUUGAUAUUACAACUAUUCUUAUAAGAUAA
Drosophila erecta is the source of this 770-nucleotide messenger RNA. RefSeq names its product larval cuticle protein A2B (gene Cpr5C). Gene Ontology annotation, cellular component: extracellular matrix. Lineage: Eukaryota; Metazoa; Arthropoda; Insecta; Diptera; Drosophilidae. The transcript is spliced from 2 exons. The coding region runs from base 66 to 503 and encodes 145 amino acids. The record is from RefSeq and is a predicted model, not a curated record.